GAACGUGGGGGAUCGCGUGUGUGCGCCUCUGCGGCCUUGUUUUGGACGAUGUUGUUGUGAAAAUCCAAGAAAAUUGGGAAAUUCUUUAAUUCCUGCGCGAUAAGCACAAAAUCAAGUCGCUUGCAUCUCCCGCCGUCGUUACCGGUGUACUUGUACAACCGCUAUCAACGCUACAACAGUGCGAAAAGUAGUGCGAGUCCACAACAGACGGAACCACGAAACGAACGACCGAAGACGAAGUUGAAUCCACGGAAGCGGAUUCUGGAUUCUACCUUUUCCGCUCCGGCUAAAGAGCUCCGGCAAUCAAUUUACCAGCUCACAAUCGACCCUAGAGAGUACAGACAUCUGCGACACGAGAUCUCGGUGUUUCGGAUAUCCAUCGGGACCAGCUCCGGCAAGAUCACAAUCAUCAAGGCAAGAUCCUGCAACUAAGAUUACGGAUAGCCGAUACCAAAGGGAACGAACGGAUUGCACAUAAUCGGUUCAACAUCGGCACAACCAGAACAUCCGUGUCCGUGCAGAAAAAUUAUAGACGAACAUAUAAAUACCCCAACAUAGCAGAGAGUUUUAUCCUUAAAGACCCAGAAAUCUCUAGGACUCUUCUACGUGUUGUCAAAUUAUUGCCUUGGUGGAUGUUUAAAAAAUUGCAGGAGCCGGAGUUCUGUGAAUAUUUAAACAAAAGGGUCGGAGCCGUGCAUGUGAGCUAUAAGCUAUAAAGUACGCAUAAACAAGCGCUAUGGAAUCGAAUAACUUGGGAGGAUGUAACAAAUCCACGGAGUAUGAGUCAAUCAUAAGUUCACAAAAGGAGCAAUUGAAUCGAUACGAAUGCCGACUGAAAGAUAUCAUCAUUGCCUACAAGGGUUUAGCGAAGGAAAAGGCUGCUUUGGAAGCCGCUAUGCAGACAUUUCAAAAACCACUAGUGCAAAACACAACUGAAAAAAAUACUAACGCAUCCUCAACGUCCACCGGAAAAGUAAUUGCAUCAGAGAUGAUGAAUGAAAGACAGAUGCAGAAACUUCUUAUGAAUAUAGCAACUCUUACUGAAGAGCGCAACCGGAUCGAAGACAUUUUAAAACAAGAACGCAAUCAGCUGCGGCAUGAACUCGCCCUCAAAAAUGAAACUAUUCAAGAACUCACAGAACGCCUAACUGCCUUGGAAAAACACGGAAAAUUUGGGUUGACUGCUAGUGCUUCUGCUAAUGAUCAGCUUAAUUGUGAGAUGAAUAAUGAGAAUCAGCUUCUUACAAUUCGAGAACUUAAAAAGAUGCUCGUCGAUGAACGAAAUUUGAAUGAAAAACUUGAAAUGCAACUUGGUGACUUAAAAACUCAGAUGCUCCUUAUUAUGCCAGAACCCAUACCCCCAGGUACUAACCGCAACGUUAAGACCCUAAAUCCACCCGUAACGGACAGUGUUCAGUCUAAUGAGACUGGCAGUGCUAGUUUAAAAGAGUCUCUUCAGGGGCUACAAUUGGAGAUGAUUCAUUUAAAACAGCAAUAUGAACGUACGGUAGCCGACGAGAAGAUGCGUGUUUGUGUAGCAGAGGAACGAAGUAAACGGCUGGCAGAGGUUCAUGAAGAGCGUGUUGCGAACCUUGAGGCACGUAUUUCAGAAUUGAGCGAAGUCAUAGGUAAAUAUGAUCUUUUGAGAGAACGAGAUAAAGAAAAUAUUAGUAAUCUCAAAGAAACAAUAGCACUGAUGCAAAAAAAUGGGGAAUCAGAAGCAAUCGCUUGUUUACCCACUCAUCAUGAAUCGUCAAUGGUUGUCCAUGGAUGCCUACUCGAAGAACACGAACCAGAACAUGAACAGUUAGGAUCAACAUUUUUGUUAGAGGCAACUAGUGAAAAAAAGCUAGACGUCUUCCAUGACGAAUCAAACGAACUGGAAUGUUAUAGGCGGCGAUACGACCAGUGUAUUAAUGAGAAUCGAAGACUUCGUGAAGAGUUGCUUCUGAGCCAGGAACAUGUUACUCAAUUAAAACAGAAACUCAACAAAAUGAAACUGUCAACAGAGCGACUAGAAGCUGACUUUGAAUGUAAACUGUCUGAAUAUGCAAUAAUGCAAAAAAGGGAAUCAGUACAGCACAAUGAGAAGAUUAAUAAUUUGCAAGUGUCGUUCGAGCGUCAGAUCGGAAAUCUACAAGAUACAUUACAGAAACAACGUGAACGCUCACUGGCAGUAAUGGAAGAAAAAGAUGAAGAAAUUAAAGCGUUGCGUACAUCGAUGGAAAUUCUGUCUCUUUCAACUGCCACAUUACGCCAACAGGAACAUAAUUACAUUUUGCAUCGUGAGACCUGUAACACCCAAGCCAUUAGUGUAUUCAAUGAGUCAACUUCAACACUCGGCCUAGGGUCUUCGUACGAUCCUACGACAGAAGAACAACAUUUGCUUCAUUAUGUACAAGAAAUAGCUAGAAAGAACGUCGAAAUCAGUGCGCUACGCACAUCUAAAAACACAAUCGAAAGCACACUUCGUCAAACAUUGCAGGAAAAAGUAUUUGUAGAAGAAAAGUUGAAAGAUGAAGUAGCUCGAUUGGAAAAAGAAAUUGAGCGCUUUCGGAGCAAUACUAACCAAGAAGGUUCAAAUUUAGAAUAUUUAAAAAAUGUAAUUCUAAGUUUUCUUCUAACACGCAAUUGCGACAGUAGAAAACAUAUGACGAACGCAAUAGCUGCAGUUUUGAAAUUUGAUGAAAGUGAAAUUCAAGCGAUAAACGAUGUAAAGAUAUAAUAUUUUAUGUUCAGUUUAUUUUACCAUUUAGUAAAGACGAGUUAUACACAAAUGAAAAAAAGUUGCUGGUAUGUUAAUAUGAAUACAUUGAAUAGCUGACUAUAAUGUUAUGAAUUGGCUUCAAUUCUCCCCGGGCGAAUUUCAAAAAGAUUGUAGCUCUUAUUGCAUCACCAAUGGUUAAAUAAAUUAUGCGAUGGUCAUUACGAAGGAUAAAAUCUGUCUCUUGACUUUUUUUAUUCUUUUUUGCACAUCUCUACUAUAAACAUGAAACCAA
Messenger RNA from Anopheles darlingi, 2999 nucleotides. It is a transcript of the gene GCC88, whose product is annotated as GRIP and coiled-coil domain-containing protein 1. The record is from RefSeq and is a predicted model, not a curated record. Gene Ontology annotation, cellular component: Golgi apparatus. The coding region runs from base 737 to 2725 and encodes 662 amino acids. The transcript is spliced from 3 exons. Lineage: Eukaryota; Metazoa; Arthropoda; Insecta; Diptera; Culicidae.